GUCCGCAACCCGGUCCCGAGCCUCGCACGCACGGUCAUGGCUGCGGUGGCGCUGCCGCUGCUGCUGCUGCUGCUGGCGUCGCCCGCCGCCCCCGCGCCCUCGCAUGACCCCUUUGCCCCGCAGCUCGGGGACACGCAGAGCUGCCAGCGGCGGUGUCGCCAGCGCUACCCUGGCCCGCCGCCCGCGCAGCCUGGCCUGGAGAGCCCUUUGGACGAGUCCCCACAGAGCCUCGCUGCCCUACUCAGCGCUUGCGAGCGUGGCUGCCGGCUCUUCUCCAUUUGCCGCUUCGUGGCCCGGAGCUCCAGGCCGAAUGCCACUGAGACAGAGUGUGAAGCAGCCUGCACAGAAGCUUAUGCGAAGGCAACCGAGCAACGCGCCUGCAGCGAGGGAUGCUGGGGCCAGACCCCUGAACCUGAAUCCCAGCUGGAGCAGAAGAGAACAGCUUUGGAAGCUCCAGGUGGGACCCUCUCCUUGCUGGACUUACUCUCUACACUCUGUAAUGACCUGGUGAGCUCAGCUCAGGGCUUCGUGUCCUCCACCUGGACAUACUACCUUCAGACAGACAAUGGGAAGGUGAUGGUGUUCCAGACCCAGCCUGUGGUGGAAAGCUUUGGGUUCCAAGGCAGUCAUUUGCAGCGAGUGGAAGUGACCUGGAGGGGGUCGCACCCUGAGGCCCUGGAAGUGCAUGUGGGCCCCCUGGACAAGGUGAGGAAGGCUAAGAUCAGAGUAAAGACCAGCAAGGAAGCCAAAGUGGAGCCGGAGGAUCAGCAGGAGAAUGACUUCCUCAGCUGCAUGUCCCGGCGCUCGGGGAUGCCUCGGUGGAUACUGGCCUGCUGCCUCUUCCUGUCUGUUCUGGUGAUGCUGUGGCUGAGCUGCUCCACCCUGGUCACCGCACCAGGCCAGCACCUUAAGUUACAGCCCCUGACCCUGGAGCAACACAAGGGCUUCUUGGUGGAGCCGGAAUGGCCCUUGUACCCACCCCAGUCGCCUGCCUGGGAGGACAGUCCUCCACCCUACAAGCUGAAGCUGGACUUGACCAAGCUAUAAUCUCCCAGACUGCUAGCCUAGCUCCUAGGGCUGGGGGCUCCUCCGAAUUCUCUCACUCUGCACCCUGGAGCCCAGGGCCAGGGAGGGAACCAAUCUUGGGCGCCCCCAUCCCCACAUCUUUCCUCAUCCCCAGCAUAUCCCUCAGCACCUCUCCAGAUGUGGGACACUGCCCAGUGUGUGAGACUCGGGGUCUGCCUGGUUCCCACCCCUCCUCUGUCUUGCUUCUUUGGGGCCUUUUGUUUUUCUCACGUGGCUUUCUGAGUCUUUGAACCUGGUCUGUGUAGCCUUUUUCUUUACUCUUUGUCCUCGGAGGGACUGAGGCCUCCGGGACUCCCCUCCAAUAAGGCUUUCUCUUCUCUCUCUGGAGACCCAGCCCUAGAAAGGGGGCAGUAGGGACUCCAAAGUGGAAGGAGCUGGGAAGGAAGAGACCUUUAAAUAAAGUGAAAAAAAGACAUGA
Messenger RNA from Nannospalax galili (Upper Galilee mountains blind mole rat), 1504 nucleotides. It is a transcript of the gene Tmem59l, whose product is annotated as transmembrane protein 59 like. Lineage: Eukaryota; Metazoa; Chordata; Mammalia; Rodentia; Spalacidae. Bases 37 to 1047 code for a protein of 336 amino acids. The record is from RefSeq and is a predicted model, not a curated record. The transcript is spliced from 8 exons.